Molecule: messenger RNA, 1511 nt
Organism: Salarias fasciatus (jewelled blenny)
Lineage: Eukaryota; Metazoa; Chordata; Actinopteri; Blenniiformes; Blenniidae
Gene: rcn3
Product: reticulocalbin 3, EF-hand calcium binding domain
Exons: 8
Coding region: 174-1127 (317 amino acids)
Cellular component (GO): endoplasmic reticulum
Molecular function (GO): calcium ion binding
Source: RefSeq, a predicted model, not a curated record
AUUGGUCGGCUUGUGGGAGGAGUUCCGCCCUUCUGUCAUCGUUAUUUAAAGCUGUGAAGUGCCAACGCGGACGCAGCGAGCAGCGGAUCUCACGCACGUAGCGGAAUCACGCACGGAGGAUCAACCCAAGUCACGCACAAGUUAGUCUCAGGACAUCAGAGUCUCCCGUCACGAUGCGGCUGCACUCGCUAGCAUCCGUCUGCGUCCUCCUGGCCGCCGCCGCCUUCGCCGUCCCUCCUCAGGAGAAGCGCGUCCAUCACGCCGCUGACCUGAGCGACCACGCCCACGACGACGCCCACGGCUUCCAGUACGACCACGAGGCCUUCCUGGGCAAAGAGGAGGCCAAGACCUUCGACCAGCUGACCCCCGAGGAGAGCAAGGCCAGAUUAGCGAAGAUCGUGGACCUCAUCGACACCAACAAGGACGGCUUCAUCACCCACGAGGAGCUGCUCUACUGGAUCAAACACCGGCAGAGGAGGUACAUCGAGGAGAACGUCAACAAGCACUGGAAGGACUACGACAAGAACGGAGACAACAAGAUCGCCUGGGAGGAGUACAAGAACACCACCUACGGAUACUACCUGGGCGAGGAGUUUGAGGACGUGGACGAGAAGGCCACGUACAAGACCAUGCUCGCCCGCGACCAGCGGCGCUUCAAGUCGGCCGACCGGGAUGGAGAUGGGAUCGCCACGCACGAGGAGUUCAAGGCCUUCCUCCACCCGGAGGAGUUCGACUACAUGAGAGACGUGGUCAUCCAGGAAACGAUGGAGGACAUCGAUAAGGACGGAGACGGGAAGGUCAACCUGGUGGAGUACAUCGGUGACAUGUACUCUCCGGAGCCCGAGGAGGACGAGCCCGAGUGGGUCCAGACCGAGAGGAAGCAUUUCUCCGAAGUCAGGGACACCAACAAGGACGGAUACCUGGAUGCAAGUGAGGUGGCUGACUGGGUUCUCCCGGGAGAGGUCGACCACGCCGACAACGAAGCCAAACACCUGAUUCACGAAACAGACACGAACAAGGACGGGAAAAUCACCAAGAAGGAGAUUCUGGGCAACUGGAACAUGUUUGUGGGCAGUCAGGCCACCAAUUACGGCGAAGACUUAACGAGGAGACACGACGAGCUCUGACGAGCCCUGGGUUCCGUUUCGCUCCGUGGAGGAUCUGGUUACAGUGGGGGGAGGGGUUACAGGAAGGGUUUGGUUUUGGGGGUUUAGUUGGGAUCACAUGCACAUGCACACAGCUACACACACCUCACAAUGCAGCCACAUACCGUGUAUGUGCGUCCAUGUGACAGCGGUGAGCGUUCACGUCCUCUCCAGUCUGAAGAGCCUGAAGCGAUCAUGUCCAACAUGCACUGACACCCAGUUGGAACAUUGAUGUUUUCUGACACACACUCAUCCUCAUGUAAUGAAACCUUGUCUGCUUGUCUGAAGGUGUUUGAAAUGAACAAGAGGAGUUUUGUUACUGACUUUUUGGGAUUUCACAAUAAAAGAAAAAAAUCUUUUUUUCUA